Messenger RNA from Agrilus planipennis (emerald ash borer), 701 nucleotides. Its product is annotated as trypsin alpha-like. The record is from RefSeq and is a predicted model, not a curated record. NCBI's taxonomy places the organism in Eukaryota, Metazoa, Arthropoda, Insecta, Coleoptera, Buprestidae. Gene Ontology annotation, molecular function: serine-type endopeptidase activity. The transcript has 3 exons. Gene Ontology annotation, biological process: proteolysis. The coding region runs from base 48 to 686 and encodes 212 amino acids.
UAAGAAGAGCUUUCCUUUCACAACAACACAUAGGUAUAUCGACCAAGAUGGUAGCUGUUUUAAUUUUGGCUGCUUUCGCACCUUUUGCUUUAGCUUUACCCUAUCAGCUGGCUGAAUCGGAUUCUACCAGAAUUUCAGGAGGAAGCAAUGCAACAAUUAGGGAAAUUCCUUAUAUAGUUCAAAUAAACGUGGAUGGUAGUAAAACUUCAGACUGUGAUGCGUCAAUAAUUUCAAGACUUUGGGUUGUUUCCGCAGCUCACUGCUUAAGCAGAAUGCGUGCUGCAAACGUAAGUAUUCGGGCGGGAACAGACAAAUUCAUGAGAGGUGGUGUGGUGAUAAGAGCCUCAAAUAUAUACGUUCAUCCCAGUUAUAGUAAUAUUACUCAGGAUUAUGACAUAGGUUUAAUAAGACUUGCUUCACCACUCACUAUUGGUCCAAAUAUAGCUUCAAUUACCCUUGCGACAAAAAAACCCGCAGUGGGAGCAUCAGCUGUUGUUUCCGGUUGGGGAGAUUUAGAUUCUACCAGCGAAACCAUCCCAACACAAUUACAAAAAGUCGCACUACCAGUUGUUUCUGACCUCGAAUGUCCUCCUGUGUAUACUCCAAGAAUGAUAUGUGCAGGAUACCGUAAUGGAAGCCGAAGUCCUUGUUAUGUAAGUGUUCCUUGUUCGAAGGAUUUGCUUUAAUUAUAGGGUUGUUCG